Messenger RNA from Rhagoletis pomonella (apple maggot), 943 nucleotides. Its product is annotated as diamine acetyltransferase 2-like. Gene Ontology annotation, molecular function: N-acetyltransferase activity. Lineage: Eukaryota; Metazoa; Arthropoda; Insecta; Diptera; Tephritidae. The record is from RefSeq and is a predicted model, not a curated record.
AUAUGUGCUCGAAGUGCAAACUGAAGAGAAGCCUACACUCGCCAUUAUAGGCUAUUGCAUUUGCUUCUACUCCUACUCAACAUGGCAGGGUAAAACAUACUUUCUUGAAGAUGUUUAUGUGCGUCCCGCAUAUCGUGGCUUAGGUGCUGGUGCUUACAUUUUCCGUGCUGUUGCAGCUAAAGCGAAGGAAUACAAUUGUCAACGUUUGGAUUUUCAUGUGCUCGGUUGGAAUCCGGCGCGAAAAUUUUAUGACAGAAUGGGAGCUAUCGAUUUAACAGAGACUGAGGAAUGGCAUUUUUAUCGUGUAAAUGCUGAGCAAAUUGAAAAAUUGGCCAAUGAGCUGUAAAACUAUUUAAGUAAAACAAUUAAAACAACAAAAAUGCUGUGCAUAUGCGUACAAACGUUUGUAUAUAUUUGCAUUUUUUUUAAUGAUGCAAAUGUGUAUACAUUUAAAAAAUGUACAUUUAAAAAAUUUUGGAGCAACCAAUUUUAUUUUGAAUAAAAUAGCUUUAAUUACAAUGUUUUGACUAAAAUUAAAGUCCAUUAAAUACUAUAUAUUCUUACCCAAAGUUGUAAAUACACUAACCAGAUUAUUUUCAGAAAUGGAAAACAAACCAAAAACUAAGCAUUUAAGCCGGGGAGUAUUUUUCGAAAUUUUAUAGACUUUCUGAGUCUUAUUCAAAUGCAUUCUAGCAUUUAAGAGCGUUUUAUCAUUUCUGGUAACCUCUUUUAGUACAAGCAAACAAAAAACUUGAAUAAAUGUGAUGCAAAAAUAUUCAGUAAAAUAUUAGAAAAAGAAUUUGGCUAGUACCUUUCCACCUUAGAGUAAUAAUGUAGUACAUCAGUUCUACAGUAAGCAUAUUUAGCAAAAAUGCAUCAAUGCAAUGAGUCAGUAGUAUCAUUCUCUUAUAGAUUUUAAUAAACAAACUUUUUUGUUUAUGAA